UUACUUGGUUUCUUCACAUGUCCUACUCCAAACACCCACCUCUUACUAUAUAACUCCGUGUUUAAUUUAAAGUUGUCACCCCAAAAAAAAAACCCAACGUACGUACUUCACAACAUCUCAUUUUUCAAAAAACAAAAAACAAAAAAAAAACAUUCACCCUCUUAUUGUCUUUCAUGGAUCCCUUCACCAUUUUAUGCUACUCUCUCCCUCCCCUCUACCUCCUCUUCUUCUUCAUAUGGAAGAUCAUAGACCAAAAGAAACACCAAGGCUGCUACAUUCUGGACUACCAAUGCUACAAGCCCGGCGACGACCGGAAGCUGAGCACUAAGUUCAGUGGGGAGGUGAUUAGGAGGAACAAGAACCUGGGGUUGAACGAGUACAAGUUUCUGUUGAAGGCCAUCGUGAGCUCCGGCAUCGGGGAACAAACGUACGCGCCGAGGAUGGUGUUCGACGGCCGGGAGGAGUGUCCGACGUACGAGGACGGGAUCAUGGAGAUGGAGGAGUUUUUCUCCGACAGCAUCGGGCGGUUGCUGGACCGGCAAGGGGUUUCCCCGCAGGAGAUCGACGUUCUGGUCGUUAACGUUUCGAUGCUGGCGUGCUCGCCGUCGCUGUCGGCCCGGAUCGUUAACAAGUACAAGAUGAAGGAGAAUGUUAAGGUGUAUAACCUCACCGGAAUGGGGUGCAGCGCCAGCUUGAUAUCGGUUAACAUCGUACAGAAUAUUCUCAAGACCCAGAGGAAUCUUUUGGCGUUGGUUGUAACCUCGGAGUCGCUCAGCCCCAACUGGUACUCCGGGAACGACAGAUCCAUGAUUCUGUCCAAUUGUCUGUUCCGGAGCGGCGGCUGCGCGAUUUUGCUCACCAACAAACCGGGUUUACGGGAGAAAUCCAUGUUCAAGCUGAAAUGCCUAGUAAGAACCCACCAUGGAGCGAAAGAAGAAUCGUACGGCUGUUGUAUACAGACGGAGGACGAGGAGGGGCGUGUCGGGUUCCACCUGGGGAAGACGCUGCCGAAAGCCGCCACCCGAGCUUUCGUCGACAACCUUAAAGAAAUCGCCCCGAAGAUCCUCCCCAUCAGGGAGCUCCUCCGCUUCGUUAUACUCACAUCCCGCCGGAAACUCGGCGGCGGCGGCGGCAAGCCGCCGCCGCCGCCGGAUUUCAAGACCGGGGUGGACCACUUCUGCCUGCACACCGGCGGGAAGGCGGUGAUCGACGGCAUCGGGCAGAACCUGAACCUGAGCGAGUACGAUCUGGAGCCGGCGAGAAUGACGCUCCACCGGUUCGGCAACACCUCCGCCAGUAGCCUCUGGUACGUUCUGGGGUACAUGGAGGCCAAGAAGCGGCUCAAGAAAGGCGACAAGGUGUUCAUGAUCAGCUUCGGGGCGGGGUUUAAGUGCAACAGUUGCCUGUGGGAGGUGGUUAGGGAUUUGGGAGAAGAAGAAAAUGUGUGGAAAGAUGACAUCCAUAACUACCCUCCCCAAACCCUAACCAACCCUUUCUUGGACAAGUUUGGAUGGCUCCAACAUGAAGAUCCAAACACCUUCAACAUUCCAGAUGACUACGUCAUCCCAUGAUGUUUUUCUUCCGGUAAAAAAUGCACUUUUAGUCCCUCAAUUUUACCCUCUUCUUAGAGAUCUGAACAAAUUUGAUCACUACUCGAAAUUAUCUAAAUUGUUGUUAAUUCAACCCUUCGAUAUAGUACCAACUUUCAAACUCUAUUAGUACACACGUGCCAGAUUUGUUCGGAUUAUCUGGACUACUAGAGUACUAGUGAAGUUUGAGGGUAGUACUAUAUGACAAGGGACUCAAUUCAUAAUACUUUAGACAAUUGAUGAGAGAUCAAAUUUAUUUAAUUAAAUUGAAAGACUAUA
Molecule: messenger RNA, 1868 nt
Organism: Ipomoea nil (Japanese morning glory)
Lineage: Eukaryota; Viridiplantae; Streptophyta; Magnoliopsida; Solanales; Convolvulaceae
Product: 3-ketoacyl-CoA synthase 12-like
Exons: 1
Coding region: 174-1571 (465 amino acids)
Biological process (GO): fatty acid biosynthetic process
Cellular component (GO): membrane
Molecular function (GO): acyltransferase activity, transferring groups other than amino-acyl groups
Source: RefSeq, a predicted model, not a curated record